This is a messenger RNA of Gadus macrocephalus (Pacific cod), 3981 nucleotides long. RefSeq names its product solute carrier family 2, facilitated glucose transporter member 1 (gene slc2a1c). The transcript has 12 exons. Gene Ontology annotation, molecular function: hexose transmembrane transporter activity. The record is from RefSeq and is a predicted model, not a curated record. Gene Ontology annotation, biological process: monosaccharide transmembrane transport. The coding region runs from base 207 to 1655 and encodes 482 amino acids. Lineage: Eukaryota; Metazoa; Chordata; Actinopteri; Gadiformes; Gadidae. Gene Ontology annotation, cellular component: membrane.
GCGUGUGUGUUCGUUAUGUCCAGCACCAGUGGUGUGCUUGUGAAUUUUGUCUCACGUGCAUACUUGUGGUUGUUGAGUUUGUGCCAAUGUGCAUGUCUCCUCUCUUACCUUCCUCCUGCACUUGGUUCCAGCGCUAAGAUUUGGACGUCCUAUUCUCUGCAUGGAAAAGACUCAACGGACGCGACACGCCAUCUCAUCCACAAGCAAUGGCAUCAGUGGUGAAUAUUCUGCCGGCUGCCCUCCUGGGGUCAAUUCUGUCUGCUGUACUGGGCUCACUGCAGAUUGGCUACCACACCGGCAACGUCAACGCCCCUGCCAUGGUCAUCCAGGAGUUCUUCAACAGCACAUGGAGGGCCAGGUACAACGUGUCGAUGCCUGACCAGAAACUGACAUUACUGUGGUCGGUGUCUGUCAGCAUCAAGGACUUCGGUGCUCUGCUUGGGGCACUGUGUUUCAAAUACAUGGUAGACUCUUUCGGCAGGCGUAACUCCAUCCUCAUAGCGAACGGGCUGUCUGUAGUGGGGGCGUUGUUGAUGUCCUUGUCCAAGUUGGCAAAGUCCUUCGAGGUGCUCAUCGUGGGCCGGCUGGUGUUCGGAGUGUUCUGUGGGCUGGUCAUGAGCAUGAACCCCCUGUAUGUCCAGGAGGUAUCCCCCACCAACCUGAGAGGAGCCUUUGCCACCCUCAACCAGGUGGCCUACACCUUAGGAAUCCUCAUUGGGAUGGUGGUGGGUCUAGAGACGGCCCUGGGCACCUGGGACCGAUGGGACCUGAUGCUGUGCCUGUCCCUGAUCCCAGCCCUGCUGCAGUACCUGCUGCUGCCCUUCUGUCCUGAGAGCCCCCGCUACCUGCUGCUCACGAGAGGCCAGGAGGCCAAGGCUGAGUCCGCCCUGUUGAGACUGAGGGGCAAUCCAGACAUGGUGCGGAAGGAGCUGGAGGAGAUGAAGGAGAGGGAAACCAACACCAAGGCCAGCAUAAGCAUCCAGCAGUUCUUCACCAAGGCCUCCUACCAGCAGCCUAUCCUAUUGGUGGUGAUGAUUGCCCUGGGCAGCCAGCUGUCGGGCUUCAACGCCAUGAUCAAUUACUCCACCAAGAUGUUUGAGGAUGCCUUCAGUGAAGCCAAAUACCUGACGCUGGGUGUGGGCGCUGCGAACCUGACCUUCUCUGUGGUGGCAUUCUUCCUGAUGGAGAAGGCUGGGCGGAGGAAGCUGCUGCUAACGGGGUUCCUAAUCAUCUUAGUGUGCAACCUGCUCCUGUCCAUCGUGGACGGCCUACAGACCCUGGUGCCGCAACUUCAGUUCCUGCAGGUAGUUGCGGUGUUCUGUCUGGUCGCUGCUUACGAGCUAGGUCCCGGACCCAUCUCAUGGUUCAUCGCCGCCGAGCUGUUUGACCAGCAGGCCCGGCCUAUCGCCAUGGCUUUUACCAGCAUGUUAAACUGGGGAGGGAAGUUCCUUCUCGCCCUCAUCUACCCCCCGUUACUGGAUGUGUUGGGCGGCUACGUCUACCUGCUCUUCAUGGCCAUAGCUCUAGUUUCCCUCUGCGUCACCUGGUUCCGGAUGCCGGAGACCAGGGGCCGCAGCUUUGACGACAUUGCUGAGGAGUUCCGCGGGGCAGAGGGAAUUCUCAUGCAGAACAAGAGUCACUUCAACACUUUUUAAUGACCCAGGGAACUGUAAUGUAUUCUUUGGUCUCAGACCUUAUCUCUGCUAACUUAGUUACGUGUGGUCUAGUUAAAUGUUGUUACGUGUUGAGAGAUGUAAUAUUGGACACUGAAGGAGUUAGUCUAAUAAGCGUUUCAAAUGGAGACGGGAAUCCAUAAUUUUAUAUGCACCUCUACUUUAAAAUGCUGCUCUUCCUCAGGGAUGUUUUUUUUGCUCUUUUUUAUCCUCAUUGCAUGCGGAUUGAUUUUAUGCCAGGAUAAGACUAGAUUUAGUAACAAUUAAGUACCUUCAAAACUUGACUGGUUUUCUAACGGUGUACACAAACCUCAUGGGAUACCCAGUUUUUAAAUGGUUCAGCUGUAACUCACUGCAAUCCGUUUCAAAAAAAUCUUCAUAAACUACAACGCCUUAUAGGAAUUACGUUUAGAACCAAGAUGGCCACUAGAUGAACCUGAGUUUUUGCCGUUCAGGGAACAUCCUUGAUUUUAUUACCUCAACUGCCUUAAAUAUCCACACAAAGUACCUAAGGGUUAAGAGUUCAACUUGAAUACCUUAGAAUAACGUCAUAAGUUUGCUACACCUCAACUAAAACCGAAAAGAUUUCAGUGUAUUCACUCUUUACCAUGCAUUUUUAAUAGGUUAUUCAUAGGUUAACAUCCUGGGGUUUUCUCAAGUUUUACCAUUACGGGGUUAUUUCAAAAUAAAAUAAAUAAUUUUAAUGAAAGAAUAAAAACAUUAAAUAGUUAAUGUGAAAGAACUAGGCCUGUCACUUUUGAGGAAUCAAGCUCCAACGGAUAUCGAAUAUCAAGCAUGUAUUCGAAUAUAUUCGGAUAUCACGUAAAAAGAAAACACGUAACGGAGAUUCAAGAUUCAGGACUUUAUCAACUUAAUCAAUGUCAAGUGCCAGUAUGCAUGCACAGCGCAAACAAUGAUGCGACAACUAAAACAGGAGACAGAUGUCUAUAGCUAGUAGUAGAUAGUCUAUCUGCAAGAAAUUAAUUUCUUAAGGUUGUUUGCUAGGAACACCAGUCUAUCAACUUCAUCUGGAUCAAGUGCGGCUUUAUUUUUAUUCGCAAUUUACCGGCGGUGGAGAACACGCGUUCGGAGCACACAGACGUGCCUGACACCCACACAGGUAUUUGCGCACCCGUUACUGCCAUGAGAUGGCAAACAUUUAAAUAAAAACCAAAUGGUCUAAUCCAGUGCUUCUCAAAUGGUGGAGCGCGCCUCCCAGUCAGGGGGGGCACGAGCGGCAGAGGGGACUUAAGGUACGGCCACACUGAACGCAUUACGCGAGUCAGAGUCAUAGAAAAUCUGCAUUUUUGCAAAGGGAACCAUUGGUUUUGGCGCGUAGAUGCGUCAGAAUCCUGACGGGAGAUCCUGGCACCAACCCGGGCUAGCCGGUCAUCGAAUAGGGCCCCAGUCAACUGAAAAUACAGCUGAAACCGGCCGUCAUCCAGGCGGAGUUCCUGGAGGAGGUGGUGAAACUCACCCAGCUGUGAGUGCCUACGGAGGAUGUCAUGCAUCCAAACACAACAGCGUUUGGGUUUCCUACUCUCCUCGAACUCCCACAGCAAAAUACAGCGCAGCGAUGGUGGUGAUCUCAGACAUGUUUUUGGAGCAAAAGAAAAGUAGCGGGGGAAAAAGGUUUUGGCCGAGCUCAUCUAGCAUCGUUGGCGCGUUUAACCAUUUUUGUGUCUUAUUUUAUUAUUUUAAUAAGUUACUUAUUUUAUUUUAUUUGAAUUCUAAAUAAACCCAAUACCAAGGGUCAGAAGUUUUACUAGAAUUUUCAUUUUACAAAGUCAUGACAGAGGGACUUUGUGUCUUUAUUCAUGCUUGAAAGAUGAACAUAUAUAUAUAUACAUAUUUUUGAAAGGGAAUAAGCUGAUGAAGCUGACAAGUGACCAAUGUUUACUGUUUAAAAAUAUUUUGAAUUAAUUGCAAACCCCAGUGAAUCAUUUGCUCUUGUUUCUUUCUGUCUUGAGAUUCACACAGACUUAGCAGUCUUGUUUAAAUGUUACAAAUCGAGUUAAUAAACUAAACUUGGAAAUUAUUUUAAGUUGUUGCCGAUGUUAUCUCAGCUAAUUUAAUUAAUCUAUUUUGAUAAUAAGGUGAUUGUAUGAAGAAUGCUGGUGCCAGCAACUCAUACAGUGGUUUUCUACAGAUAGAUAAAUAAAUAUUAGCAGGUUCUCAAUAAUAUUUCAAAAAAAAUUCUAGCUCCUAGGGGGGGAAUGACAGAAAUAAUUGAGAACCACUGGUCUAAUCAUAGACUGUAAAAAAUGGGCUACAUAACAUGCCACUUUGAAAAAGAUUUCACGUCAAA